AUGGAGACAGUCAGGGGAGUUUCCCUGUUGACAGCAGCAGACCUGACUGACACUCUCUCACUAAGCUAGCCUGCCAGCUAGCUAGCUAGCUGCACAAUCCCCCAUUGGUCACGUCUAAACUAAGCUAACUACUUUAUAUUCAGAUAUCCACCAUGGAUUUAAAUAUUAUCUUGUCACAGCUUGAAACUGCCAACGAAGAGGAAAUCGAGAAACUUCUGCGGCAGUACAAUCUAGAGAACAGUCGCACCUUCAGUUUUGACCAAAAGGAAGAAACCCUGCGGAGUAAGCUGUGUCAGGGUGUGUUGUCAGUUCUUGGGAGGCAGGUGCAGCCCAGCUGUCAGAAGACAUGUCUGGAGACACUCCGCAUUCUGUCCAGAGACAAGCGUGUCCUCGCACCUGUAGCCACCAAGGAGGGCAUGCUAAUCCUGGGGGGGAUGGCGAGGUUGAAUGCUGGAGAAAACGGAGAUGACAACAACCAAAAAAGCUCUCAGGAAGACACCCAGUCAGAUGAGGAGGAGAGGGUGGUGGUGGAGGCCUUAAAGUGCCUAUGCAAUGUGGUGUACAACAGUCCUGCGGCUCAGCAGGUUAGUGUAGACGUGCAGCUGGCUAAUGGCCUGUGUGCCAGCCUGGGAAUGGCCAGCACAUGGCACCAUGAGGUGGGUCUGUUCACACUGCGCCUUCUCUUCCUGCUGUCUGCACUGAGACCUGAUGUGAGAGGGAUUUUGAGGAGAGAAUGGCAUGCUGUGAGACUACUGACAGAGUUCCUGGAGCACACCCUGAAUGUGAGCUGGGUUGGUCCCUAUGAAGCUGCCCAUCCAGGUCCACAGGCCCUGCCCAUGCCUGCAGAGGACAAUGAGAGAGCAAUGGAGGCACUCAAAGCCUUGUUCAACCUCACACUGUCUGAUGCUGGUGGUGAGGAGGAUGACCACCAGUUCCGACUCAUCGCUGCCAUCCUGCGUCAUCUGUUGAUGCUGAAGACUGAGACCGAGGAGAAAACAGAGGAAGUGCACAGCCAUGCCAUCAACCUGCUGAAUAACCUGCCUGUGUCCUGCCUGGACGUGUUAAUCGACGUGCCUGUACAGGGAGGACUAGAGAUAUAUGGUGGGAAAAACAUGGACGCUGUCCAGCUGUUAAUAGACUUCAUGGAGAAAAGGAUUGACAAGCAGGGCUCCAACUACAAAGAGGGUUUGACUCCGGUGCUCAGCCUUUUGACUGAGGGAUCCAGACACUACAGGGAGAUCCGCAGAUAUAUCAAAGCUCAGGUACUUCCCCCACUGAAAGAUGUGAAGAUCAGGCCAGAGAUCGGCACCACCACCAGAAACAAGUUGGUCCGCCUUAUGACCCAUGUUGACAUGGGUGUGAAGCAGAGCGCUGCAGAGUUUCUCUUUGUCCUCUGCAAAGAAAGCGUGGACAACCUGUUGAAGUACACAGGAUAUGGAAACGCAGCAGGACUCCUGGUGGCUCGAGGACUCCUCGCAGGAGGGAGAGGAGAGACUCAGUACUCCCAAGAUGAAGACUCAGACACAGAGGAAUACAAAUCUGCUAAACCCUUCAUCAACCCCAUCACUGGUCAUGUGGAGGAGCCGAUGCCGAACCCCAUCGAAGAGAUGACUGAAGAGCAGAAGGAGUACGAAGCCCAGAAACUUGUCAAUAUGUUUGACAAGUUGUCAAGGCAGAACGUGAUCCGGCCAAUGGGGGUCAGGCCUGACGGGACGUUGGCACCUCUUGAAGAAACUCUCUGUGAUCCACGCGAGGACUCGGGAUCAGACUCCGACUAGUGCACUGCACAUUUAGGCCACAUUUUCCAGGCUAAGCUUACUUGGUUCCAACACAUCUGGAGCUGUGUUCCAUUUCAUGGUCUGGAUCCUUUUUAAAGGAAGGUGCCCAUUAAGGUGGGUCCGUCAGAGGCACUAAAAGCUGGCCCAACCAGUCACUAAGCAGAGGUAGCAGAAGUCAGUCAAAAGAGCCACACAUUGUACUGAUACCUCCCAAUAAAUCAUACUCUAUUAACCUAAACUUAAAUUGGCAGAUAUUACAAUGUUUGGAUCUAUAGUCAAGACUGCUUUCACAGAAACCCAAACUAAUGCUGAAAUUUAGGAUGCGCUUUUUAAGUCGUAUCACCAGGAAGUCGAUCUAAAUUGACAAAGUUUAAAUAGUGAUAACUGGCUUUGUAAUAACGGAGUGAUCAUUACAAGUUUCAAUGUCUAAGUGUUACAAAUCCUCAGAUUAAUGGUCAAUUUAUCCAUAUAACUUCCAUUUAUCUGUAAGUUUGAUAGGUUUAGUUUAAGCGAUAUAUAAUAUGUGCCGGCCCAUUAUGACAUUCAGUCUAGUGAUCCAGCCCUGAACUGGGACACAGCUCCUCAUGUCCCAGGAAACUCUAGAGGCCCUGUCGCCGCAGUAACACUUUCUCCAAAGUGGAAAUGGACUUGAUGUGUGGCAGAAAGACUGCAGUGGCAUCGUAAUGCAUAGGAGGCCUCCAAGGGUUACUGUUGCACCUUCCUCGUCUAUUUUACCACUCCCUGAGUUGAGAAAAAAAUAGAGGUAAUAUAAUUCUUUGCUGGAUCAUGUGUAUUUCACUGAAAGCUCUUUUGUUAUGGUUUGUUAAGUGUCAUUGGGUCUGAAUAAUCAUUCCUUCACAUGUGCUUUUGUUUUUUACUUUUUCUUAUUUUUUUUCUGCUAAAUAAUGAUUUUGUCCACUCUGUAUUUCUAGAUGAUUCAAGUUCACAUUAUACACACACAUUUAAACGUGAAAUCAUUGAAAACUGUUAACAAUGAACCCAGUUGUUGGUUUAAAAUCACGAGGCCUGUCCAGUAUGGACCACGGGAUUGAUGCAUAUUCAGAAAUCAGGCACUGUCUGUGUGGAUAGAUUUAACCUGUAGCUCACAGUGAGUCUGGUUGUGGAAUUAUCAUGAAUUUUGCACACCAGUUAGUUGCCAAUGAAACCUUCUGAAUUCAGGGCUUUUUGGUUUACUGUUGUCACUGAAAAGUUUUUUUGAACAAAAAUACUUCUUUUAAUUUAAAAUGAAGACUUUAAAUGGAGAGAUGCAACAUAAUCGUGAGGUGGACAGUAAACUGACUUUUUCUGCCUGUAGUGGACUAUUGACAAAGAAAUGUGUCAACUGCAAUGAUUGUUUUCUAAUCCAUUUUACUUUUGAUGUUAAAUCAGUUCUCAGUGAUGUGGGGGCUUUUUCUAGAUUGACAUUUUUGCUAAUUUUAUACAAAUCAAAAUUUACAAGUUUACCGUCUGUAUGAACUGAAUAUUUCUUUGUGUUGGUACAAUUUGAUUAAAUGUAAAAGCUGCCAGUUCUGAAAUAAGUCAUGGUUGGUAGAUUUGGUUCCCGAACUAACUGAAACCGUGCUUUGGAUACAUUUGUUGUAUUAAAACAAAUUGCUAAUUACAAUCCAGAGAAACAUAAUAUUGCUUUAACCAGAGAACAUGUCAUUAUUACAGUAAUCAGUGACUCGUUUUAUAGUGAAUAAUCAUGUACACACUUUUAACCUAUCACCACUACUGCCUACUCACACACACACAAUAACUCUGAUAAGUAGAAUAAAAGAAAUAUCUAAAUUAGUUGGCCUCACACAGGCACAAAAGACUUAACUUUGAGUUGCCUUCUUGAAUUUCUUUUGACUGAUCAAAUUUUUUUUUUUUAAGCUUGGAAAGCCAUGAAAGGUCAGAUAUACAGAUGGGUCACAAAUUAAAGGGUAAACCAACAUGAUGUCUCAGUGACGUGUUGGGUCAACACAAGCCACUAGGACAACUUUAGUGCUCCUUCUCAAAGAGGUCUGGUGACUGCAAAAGGCCAGAGCAUAAGUUUCACUAAACGUUCAUGCAUCAUCAAACCGUUCAGUGGUCAUUUGUUAUGUUUUUCCACUUCUUUCUUCAAGUUUGUCCCUUUAAAUUUGUCAUGCAUCUGUAUCACGGUUUUUUUCCUUGUGUGCACAUGUGUAAAUGCCUUUGUUUUCCUUACACAAUCCUAGUUGGAUAAAUCAAAAUUGCAUGUUGAUCACUUCUCCAUCUGGAAAUAUGGUAAUUUUGUUCUUUUUGCACUUUCUUCAUAUACUGUAAAUAGCACCACACUUAUUUUAUGUAGUGAGGCUUCCACUGAAAUGUUAAUAAACUGGAGAAUAAGAA
Molecule: messenger RNA, 4136 nt
Organism: Perca fluviatilis (European perch)
Lineage: Eukaryota; Metazoa; Chordata; Actinopteri; Perciformes; Percidae
Gene: ric8b
Product: RIC8 guanine nucleotide exchange factor B
Exons: 10
Coding region: 153-1778 (541 amino acids)
Biological process (GO): G protein-coupled receptor signaling pathway
Cellular component (GO): plasma membrane; cytoplasm
Molecular function (GO): guanyl-nucleotide exchange factor activity; G-protein alpha-subunit binding
Source: RefSeq, a predicted model, not a curated record